Myotis lucifugus (little brown bat) is the source of this 521-nucleotide messenger RNA. RefSeq names its product serine/threonine-protein kinase 32B-like. NCBI's taxonomy places the organism in Eukaryota, Metazoa, Chordata, Mammalia, Chiroptera, Vespertilionidae. The annotation marks the transcript as partial. The record is from RefSeq and is a predicted model, not a curated record. Gene Ontology annotation, biological process: G protein-coupled receptor signaling pathway; regulation of signal transduction; protein phosphorylation. Gene Ontology annotation, molecular function: G protein-coupled receptor binding; ATP binding; G protein-coupled receptor kinase activity. The transcript has 5 exons.
GGCACGUCCACAUCACGGACUUCAACAUCGCGACGGUGUUGCAGGGGGCGGAGAAGGCUUCUUCCAUGGCCGGCACCAAGCCCUACAUGGCCCCGGAGGUGUUCCAGGUCUACGUGGACGGAGGCCCCGGGUACUCCUACCCCGUCGACUGGUGGUCCCUGGGCGUCACGGCCUACGAGCUGCUGCGGGGCUGGCUCCUGACCAAGGACCCCGAGAGCCGCCUGUCCAGCCUCGGCGACCUGCAGAGCACCCCCUACCUGGCUGACAUGAACUGGGACGCGGUGUUCGAGAAGGCGCUGACCCCCAGCUUUGUGCCCAAUAAAGGGAGAUUGAAUUGUGAUCCCACGUUUGAACUUGAAGAAAUGAUUCUCGAAUCCAAGCCGCUUCACAAAAAGAAGAAGCGGUUGGCAAAGAACAGGUCCAAAGACGGCACGAAGGACAGCUGUCCACUGAACGGACACCUGCAGCAGUGCCUGGAGACCGUGCGGAAGGAAUUUAUCAUAUUCAACAGAGAGAAGUAA